GUGCUGUCGCAUCCGGAACGAGCGAGCUCGACUGCUGUCAGAGUGGUUUGACAGCAGUGUUUGCGGUGAAUUUUAAAUAGGACUGUUGAGGAGUACUACAGCCUCUCUCGCACCACCGAGCUGAGUGUUGGCAGUGUCACAGAGCCCGUGUGUUUUACUCCUGCCUGCAUGGCGGCCUGGGAUUGGGAGACUGAUGAAUGAUUCAAAGCUUGCCGUGGUCCAGCGCCAUGGUAGACAUGCCAAGCCUGUACAGUCCCUUGUCCCCGCUGGGCGAUCCAAUUCUAGACAGCCCUCUGUGUGGAGAGCUCAUUGGUGACAUGGAGGUGCUGGAGGACAUCUCACAGUCCCUCAGUGACGAUACCUUCAACUCCCUUCACGUGCUGGACUACCAGAGCAACAACACAGCAGCAGACAGCUCAACUGGCUUAGAUGUCUUAACACCAGCGUCUAGUCCAUCCUCAGAAGUGUUUGCGUCCAGCACGGUUCAGGAUGAGAACUCUUCUGGUUCUCUGGCCCUCGAGUGCCGCGUCUGCGCCGACCGGGCCUCUGGUUUCCACUAUGGAGUGCACGCCUGCGAAGGGUGCAAGGGGUUCUUCAGGAGAACCAUUCGACUCAAACUGGAGUACGACAAGUGCGAACGCAACUGCAAGAUCCAGAAAAAGAACCGCAACAAAUGUCAAUGCUGCCGUUUCCGCAAGUGCCUUGCAGUGGGCAUGUCCCACAACGCUAUCCGUUUUGGGCGCAUACCCCAAUCUGAGAAGCAGAGGCUGAAAGCAGAGCAGGACGUCUGCGGGAAAGAGCAGCACAAGUCCCAGCAGCCGGACACGAAGAGUCUGGCCAGACAGAUGCAUGAAGCCUACCUCAAACACUUCCAUAUGAACAAAGCCAAAGCACGCGUGUUUCUCACGGGCAAGACCAGCACUCCGCCCUUCGUCAUCCACGACAUGGACACUCUCCAGCACGCCGAGCGGAAACUACUCACCCAGCUGCUGGGCAACGUGCCAUCCAGAGAUGUCUCCACUCUACUGGAGAGAGAAGUGGAGGCCCGGAUCUUCCUGUUCAGCCAGUACGCCUCGGUGGUGACGGUCACGGAGCUGACGGAGUUCGCCAAGGCCGUGCCCGGCUUUGCCACCCUAGACCUCAACGACCAGGUGACUCUGCUGAAGUACGGCGUGUACGAGGCGCUCUUCGCCCUGCUGGCCUCCUGCAUGAACAAAGACGGGCUGCUGGUGGCUCGCGGCGGAGGCUUCAUCACCCGAGAAUUUCUGAAGAGCCUGCGCAAGCCCUUCAGCGACAUGAUGGAGCCGAAAUUUCAGUUCGCCAUGAGGUUCAAUGCCCUAGAGCUCGACGACAGCGACCUGGCGCUAUUCGUGGCCGCCAUCAUCUGCUGUGGAGACCGUCCAGGACUGAGCGACGUGUCGCAGAUCGAGCGCAUCCAGGAGAGCAUCAUCCACGCCCUGCGGCUCCACCUGUUGUCCAACCACCCCGACAACACCUUACUCUUUCCCAAGCUGCUGCAGAAACUGGCCGACCUGCGGCAGCUGGUGACGGAACACACGGAGCUGGUCCAGGAGAUCAACAAGACGGAGGACGCUUCACUCCACCCGCUUCUGCAGGAGAUCUACAGGGACAUGUACUGACUUUGAAGCGUCGCCAUU
Molecule: messenger RNA, 1658 nt
Organism: Sinocyclocheilus anshuiensis
Lineage: Eukaryota; Metazoa; Chordata; Actinopteri; Cypriniformes; Cyprinidae
Gene: pparaa
Product: peroxisome proliferator-activated receptor alpha a
Exons: 8
Coding region: 198-1640 (480 amino acids)
Biological process (GO): cell differentiation; hormone-mediated signaling pathway; fatty acid metabolic process
Cellular component (GO): nucleus
Molecular function (GO): zinc ion binding; DNA-binding transcription repressor activity, RNA polymerase II-specific; RNA polymerase II cis-regulatory region sequence-specific DNA binding
Source: RefSeq, a predicted model, not a curated record